AUGGAAUUUUGGGCUUAUUACACUGCUGCUACUGCAAACAAACCUGAGGCUGAGGAAGUGUGGGUUGUGCUGGAGCAUUUCGUUCGGUUCAAAAAAUCAUUCGACAGUGCAUGUGUUUCUAUCACUUACUUCAUAUCCCCAUUCUCCCUUUUCCUAUUUUCUCUUCCCCCCCACAAGCUCCGUGUUCCUGGGCAUCUCGCCCCGUCGCCCCGCCCCCCACAGUUUUCAUAG
This is a messenger RNA of Morchella importuna, 231 nucleotides long. RefSeq lists its product as uncharacterized. The transcript has 4 exons. NCBI's taxonomy places the organism in Eukaryota, Fungi, Ascomycota, Pezizomycetes, Pezizales, Morchellaceae. The record is from RefSeq and is a predicted model, not a curated record. Bases 1 to 231 code for a protein of 76 amino acids.